AUGUGGGGAGCUCUAUCAAAACAGGCCACGAUAAACAAACACAUGGCAAUAAUUGGAUCCAGCGCCAAGUUCAAGAAAACCGAGAAAAGUAACACAUUCUGCAUCCUCUUGGCCCUUUUGGCCAGCUUUUCGAUGGGACGUGCCGAUGUGUCUCACUUGUUUGGUGGUGGCAAUCAUCAACACCACCACGAGUCGCAUCACGAUUCGCAUCACAACCACUACGAUUCGCACCACGAUUCGCACCAUCACGAUGCGCAUCAUCACGACUCGCACCACCAUGAUUUGCAUCAGUCGCACCACCAGGACGCACACGCUCACUCGCAUGACGCCCAUCGCAAUCAUCAGGGCUUCCACAUCGAUCUGCACCUUGAUGCGCUGCGUCAACAUCAGCCCAAUGGCUACAACUAUGCUGCACCACCCCCACCACCGCCACCACAGCCCAAGCCCGAGUACUUGCCACCAGUGAAGCCAAGCAACACGUAUCUGCCAGCUGCCAAGCCAGAAAGCAAGUAUUUGCCACCUAAGGUGGCACCUACCUUGCCACCACCGCCACCACCCCCCCCAGUGAAGACCCCCAAGACGGAGUACUUGCCACCACAGAAGCCACGCACCAAGUACCUGCCCCCAGCUCAACCUGAGACCAAGUACUUGCCGCCCGCUCAGCCAGAAAAGACUUAUCUGCCAGCUGCCAAGCCAGAGACCAAGUAUUUGCCACCCAAGAUUCCAGCCAGCCUGCCACCACCACCACCACCCCCACCAGUCGCACCCAAGGCCGAAUAUUUGCCUCCUUCAGAGCCCAAGGAAACCUAUUUGCCUCCCACACCACCAAAGUCGAACUAUUUGCCACCCACACCACCAAAGCCCACUUAUCUGCCACCUGCACCACCCAAGUCGAACUACUUGCCACCCCCAUCACAGCCGGAAUCGCAGUACCUGCCACCUGCACACUCUGAGCCACGCCUGGCCCAGUCAGAGCCCAGCUUUCAUAUACCCAUACCCAACUAUGCUCUACCCCUGAGCCAAUCCUCCGCGUUGCCUGGCCCAGCUGGUCGUGACAAUUCUGGCUAUAGCUACAACCAACCACUGCGCAGCUUCAAGUUUUGA
This is a messenger RNA of Drosophila hydei, 1104 nucleotides long. RefSeq names its product extensin. The record is from RefSeq and is a predicted model, not a curated record. The transcript has 2 exons. The coding region runs from base 1 to 1104 and encodes 367 amino acids. Lineage: Eukaryota; Metazoa; Arthropoda; Insecta; Diptera; Drosophilidae.